This is a messenger RNA of Blepharisma stoltei, 309 nucleotides long. NCBI's taxonomy places the organism in Eukaryota, Ciliophora, Heterotrichea, Heterotrichida, Blepharismidae. The record is from the annotation of a GenBank genome assembly.
AUGCUAGUACUGAUAGAUUGAAGAGGUGUGGUGGAUAAUUUUUCAAUUGAAAUUAUAGGCUUGCUGAUUAAUUUCAGCUCUUUUCUGACUAUUAAUGGCUCUUUUCUUAUGUUUUUCCAUUGGCUAAAGGAUAAUAGCAAGAUUUUCUUGAGAAUGUGGUCGAGAUUCUUGAGAUGUGGCUUUGCGGAUCUGACUUUAGACUUCUUAGGCUUGGCCUUGAUCGAAGUGCUUUGAAUUUCAAGCUCUUCUAUUAUUUCAGCGUCUUCUGUCAGAUAUAUCGGAACAACACAUUUGGUUUCUAGACAAUAA